GAUAUGCACGUGCGAGAUUUGUCAGUAGACUUGCAUUCACCAUUUUGAAUAUGUGCACCCAUGUUUGUUGAUGCUAUAAUUGUAGCUGCAAAAGGGAAUUUGAAGAGAUAAACAUCAGGUUUAGAUUAAUGGGAUAAAUAUGUGUAUAUCUAAUUAAGAAAAUUUGAAUUGCUAUGAAAUACUGCAGUAUAGUAUUUGGUUGAUCAUCAAUGAGGCCUAACUUAAAUAUUAAGUCGGCUAAAAAUUUAUCAUUAGUGAGAGUUGUUCUUAACAAAAAUUUCGUCGUCUACAUAUGCUGCACUGCAGUGCUUUAUAAUGACUAUAUUUCACAAGCAUUUACUUGUAUGAUGGAGUAUCUAAAUAAAUUGAAGUGGUUGACCAGAAAUUAAAAUAAGAAGAAGUAAUAGGGUACCCUAGAAAUACAUUUUAUAAUCAAGAUUGUCCCACUUGCUAUGCACAGAUGUCCACAAGUUAAUCUCAAGACGUGGAAAAAUGUGUUUCAUGAUUUAAAUUAAUAAUUUAAAACAAAAGGCCAACUCUUUAUACCUCAUUUUAUUGGGCACUAAGCCCCAACAAAUCUUGCAAGAUUAUAUUCAUACGACGUAUUAUAUAAAUCUAAUUGCAUCCCAGAACACUAUAUUUAAUGUAAUAUUAUAAUAUAAAAAACUUACACUAUAUAUUACUAAUAAUGGAGCAAUAUACUAUUAUAUGCAUAUUGCCGUAUAGGUAAUGUUACUCAACGCAUUUAUAUUAGCCGACGGCAUAUAUGAUACAAGUAUUUUAUAAUAUACUUUUACUGGUCAACAGCCAAAGCAUGCAUUUUAAAAUUGUAAAAAAGACAUGAAAGGUUAUUAUAGAGAAAAACAUGAUUGAUAAAAUAACUAAAGUGACCUUUCAGCUAAGCCGACGAGAAAGAUCAUUUUGUACAUGGAGGAUUCGUGUUACACAUUUUAAUUCAAAUCCAUAACGCUGAAUCUACUUAAUUAGUAUACUUACUUUAUUUAAUAGUUCAGAUUCAUCCUAAAUUCCUAAUAUAUGAAUAAAUAUGCUUAUGUUCGUGUUCUUGUUCAUUCGUGUAUCAUGAAAGAUUUAAUUAAUGUAGAGUACAUUUGCUUGACAAUAUUUUUUUUUCGAGUAACCGUCAUAUAUACACAUCUAAAGUGACUCAAAUCUUCGAUAUACACUAAAAGAACAAUUUCACCGAACAUGAAUUUCCAUCGGUAAUUUCUAUUUUUCCAUCAGCAAAUAUUGUAACAAAUGGAAAAUUUCUAUUAGUAACCUUUUUAUUGACAGACUAGGAUAAUUCCUUAUUUCGUCGGUAUGUAACACUGUUUACUAUUGUCUUGAUAUAGAUUGCCCAGUACCGUUAGUAAUUCAUAGAUAUAUCACACUUUUUUUUUAUAGUUAUAAAAUAAGAGUAAAGCAAAAUAUAAGAAGUGUGUUACUCCUAAUAACUAAAAUUAAAAAAAAAUGAAAAAUAAUGGAAUAUCUUUGAUGACCACACCAUAAUGUCCACUUCCCUCUUCCAUCAUCAACUUUACACCUCCUCAAACCCCAACAUUAUGAUUGCAAUAAAUUUCUUCCGCAACCUAUAAAAAAAUAUUUUCUCAUGUCCCUCUAUCAACAAACGCCUCAUCACUCUCACACAAUCACACACUGUAUUAUUAUAAUUAUUGUUAUUGUUAUUUCUCGCAUCUUCUUCUCCAAAUCUCCCAAGAAAAGAAAAAAAAAAAACCCUCUCCUCCUCCAAUUUUCUGCAGCUGUAUGCCCAAACUAAAUGUAUUCAGAUGUAGCAGAAAUUCCUCAGCCAAUUGAGGGGCUUCAUGAAAAUGGGCCCCCACCAUUUCUGAGCAAAACCUACGACUUGGUAGAAGAUAAUGACACAAAUGAGAUAGUCUCGUGGAGUCGAGGUAACAACAGUUUCAUUGUCUGGGAUCCUCAGACCUUUGCUGUCAAUCUUCUUCCCAGAUGCUUCAAACACAACAAUUUCUCUAGCUUUGUCAGGCAGCUCAAUACCUAUGGAUUCAGAAAAGUGGAUCCAGACAAGUGGGAGUUUGCCCAUGAAGGGUUUUUGAAGGGGCAAAGGCAUCUCUUGAAGAACAUCAAGAGGAGGAAAACAACAACAAUAACAACAACAACAACAACAACAGCAACUAGUACUAGUAAUAACACUAGCAUUGGCAGUUGUUUGGAGGUGGGAAGCUUUGGAUUGGACGGUGAGAUCGAGCGGUUGAAGAGGGACAAGCAUGUGUUGAGCAUGGAGGUGGUGAAGCUGAGGCAGCAGCAGCAGCAGACAAGCUUGGAUCUUAGGGACAUGGAGCUGAGGCUCAAGGGGCACGAGGCGAAGCAGCAGCAGACAAUGACCUUCUUGGCGAGGGCGAUCAAGAGCCCCGCCUUUCUGCAGCAGAUGAAGGAGGCAAUGGGUAAGAGGAAGAUGAAGAAGGUUAAGAGAAUCGAUGGUGCAGCAUUCGGAGUCGAAGAGCUAGGCCUAGAUGAUCAGGUUGAUAAUAUUGGUGGUGAGUUUGUUGCUGAUGAGAACUUGUAUGUGAAGUUGGAGCCUCAAGAAUUUGGUGGAUUUGAUCAUGUGGAGUAUGAGGCCUUGCCAAUGGAAUCCAUGGUUGUGGAAGAACAAAUUCAAUGUAGAGAUGAUUAUGAUGAUCAUCAUAAUCUUGAUGUGGAGAAGCCACUUGAUGAAGGGUUUUGGGGAGAUUUGAUCAAUGGAGCAUUUGAAGAUGAGAUUGAUAACUUUGUUUUGGAUGAUCCUUAGAUGAUUGAGUGGUUAUGUGGUUGCUGAGUUUAUUUGCAGAUUGAUGGAUCAAGAAUUCAAGAUUGAUUAAAGGAGUCUUGAAUAUUUGUGUGACUGAAUUCAAGUGUAAAAUGAACUAUCUUUAGCUAAAAGAAGUAUUUUUAUG
Messenger RNA from Salvia hispanica, 2912 nucleotides. RefSeq names its product heat stress transcription factor A-6b-like. Gene Ontology annotation, cellular component: nucleus. The record is from RefSeq and is a predicted model, not a curated record. Gene Ontology annotation, biological process: regulation of transcription by RNA polymerase II; cellular response to heat. NCBI's taxonomy places the organism in Eukaryota, Viridiplantae, Streptophyta, Magnoliopsida, Lamiales, Lamiaceae. Gene Ontology annotation, molecular function: DNA-binding transcription factor activity; RNA polymerase II cis-regulatory region sequence-specific DNA binding.